AUGUUACCUCUCUCGUCUCUGGUUGCCUUUGUGGGCAUUUUCCAAUACCUGGCCUCCGCCUUGCCUCAGGGCGAAGUAGGCACUACUGCAGGAUGCGUCCCGACCAGCACGACCAUCUACAGGAUUGACGCGUCAAUCACGCCUUAUACACCUUGGAGGAGUUCCAUGAACGCUAAAUACUCCACCCCUGGCGUCGUCUGGUCCGGAUAUUCGGUUGCAUAUUUCUCGACUGUUCUGAUUAUCGGGACCCGGACGUCUAUCAUCACGCAAUGGUACGACUCGAACGCGAUCACGUCCGAGGGUUAUAACAUCCUCACCGAAGUCGUCCCCACUACUUCUUGCCCUAUUACCACCACCACGACUAGUACUUCGCCGACGCUCCCGCCGUCGCCUACCACCGCAAAUUGCAGCCCUCACAUUGAUCACUCCAUGGCCCACCACCACCGAUUCCGCAACGACUACUUCGCCGACGCUACCGCCGUCGCCGACUACAGCGAACUGCAGUCCACACGACGAUCACUGGCAUUGCGAGCCAUGGCCUACUACUACCACUACCACCGAUCCGGUGCUACCCCCGUCGCCAACAAAUUCAAUCUGUACUCCGCACAACGAUCAUUUGAUGACCCGGGGACGACCGACGACUGUGAGCCGGAACCAACCAACUCUCCUUGUGACGAUUGUGAACCAGUGCCUACCCCGUUGCCAACGGGACCUGGUGGCCCUAACCCCUCCGAUGUACCGCAGCCAGUUGAGCCCCCUCCGGGCAGCGGUUCAGGCAGUGGCUCAGGUUCCAACCCUCCUCCCGCUGAUGGCACAGAUAGCCCGAGCCCCACUGAUCUCGUGACUGCCGGUGCCGGUAGAACUGUUAGCCAAGGGGUUUCCCUUGUGCUAGCAGCUGGGAUUGCUUCUCUUCUCUUAAGCUCCGGUGUAGCCAGUUCUUAA
Molecule: messenger RNA, 942 nt
Organism: Scedosporium apiospermum
Lineage: Eukaryota; Fungi; Ascomycota; Sordariomycetes; Microascales; Microascaceae
Exons: 5
Coding region: 1-942 (313 amino acids)
Source: RefSeq, a predicted model, not a curated record